Molecule: messenger RNA, 2290 nt
Organism: Acanthaster planci (crown-of-thorns starfish)
Lineage: Eukaryota; Metazoa; Echinodermata; Asteroidea; Valvatida; Acanthasteridae
Gene: gmppb
Product: GDP-mannose pyrophosphorylase B
Biological process (GO): GDP-mannose biosynthetic process
Molecular function (GO): mannose-1-phosphate guanylyltransferase (GTP) activity; GTP binding
Source: RefSeq, a predicted model, not a curated record
UGGCGCUACCGUCACAAUCAGGUGCAGGUGCAGACGUGGCCGGCGCGAGCUGGACGGAGGAGGAUCGACGCCGUAGUGAACUGUGUGUUUGUGCUCGGUACUCAUUGAUCUGCAUGUGAACUGCACAACCAGCCACUAUGAAGGCUCUCAUCCUGGUUGGAGGAUAUGGCACGAGGUUGAGACCCCUGACCUUGAGCCGGCCCAAGCCACUGGUGGAGUUCUGCAACAAGCCUAUGCUUCUGCACCAGGUGGAAGCCUUGACAGCGGUGGGAGUCAAAGAAAUAGUUCUUGCUGUCAGUUACAGGGCAGAACUUCUUGAAGAGGAACUAAAAGAACAAGCCAAAAGGUUGGGAGUGAAGAUCACAACAUCCCAUGAAGAUGAACCGCUAGGAACAGCCGGUCCCCUGGCUUUGGCUCGUGACAUCUUAAAGGAAGACGGGGAACCGUUCUUUGUCUUAAACAGCGACAUCAGCUGCGAGUUUCCGUUCCAGGAAAUGUUAGACUUCCAUAAAAAGCACGGCAAAGAAGGGACCAUUGUAGUCACAAAGGUGGAAGAACCCUCCAAGUAUGGAGUGGUGGUCUAUAACGAGUCGGGAGAAAUCCAGAGAUUUGUCGAGAAACCGCAGACGUUUGUAUCCAACAAAAUCAAUGCCGGAAUGUACAUCUUCAGUGCGGGUAUUCUGGACAGGAUAGAGUUGAAACCGACGUCCAUAGAGAGGGAGGUCUUCCCACAGAUGGCGCUAGAUGGCCAACUCUAUGCAAUGAACCUACAAGGUUUUUGGAUGGAUGUGGGCCAGCCCAAGGACUUCUUAACCGGUAUGGGGAUGUAUCUGAACUCUCUCAAGCAGAAGAACUCCAAUACGUUGCAUACUGGCCCCGGAAUAGUUGGAAAUGUCCUAGUGGAUCCCACUGCGAAGAUAGGCGCUAACUGCAGAAUAGGCCCCAACGUGGUCAUUGGGCCCAACGUGACGAUAGAGGACGGGGUGUGCAUCAAACGCAGCACUGUUCUACGGGGCACCACCAUCAAGUCACAUGCCUGGAUGGACUCAUGCCUGAUUGGCUGGGCGUGUAUUGUGGGACAGUGGGUGAGAAUGGAGAAUGUCUGCGUAUUAGGUGAAGAUGUCAUCGUCAAGGAUGAGCUCUACAUCAACGGCGGCCGCAUCCUGCCUCACAAAUCCAUCGCUACGUCAGUCACCGAACCUCAGAUUAUCAUGUAACAUUUCGGGGAACACUGCUCCUCAGAUGAUUUUCAAUUAUUUUUUUAUCAGAUCACAGUGCUGCUUGGUCCUUUUUUAAAACAAAAUAGGAUCUAUAUAUAAAUUAUUGUAAUUAGUUCGGUUUUGGGGGGUAUGACUGUUGUUGAAGGUAGAUAUGUGCACUUAAAUGCAAAGGCCUUGACUGACAUCAGGCAGUUGGGAUUUGAUGUAACUGUGUUGGGACAUUGACUACUUUGUCUCUUGACUCGUAAAGACCUGAUUUAACCCUCAAAGAGCCUCUUUUUCGUUUAGGACCAUCACACAGCCUUGGGGGAGGGGGUGAGGGCAGGGUGCUGGAAAGAGAGGGGAGUAAAAUUUACCCCCAAAGAUCUCAGUCGUGUUGUGCCCCAUGUUUUCUGAAAUCUGGCAACCGUGUUAGGGCAUUCAUUGUAAGUGCAUAUGAUAUUUCAGUUCAACAGUGUUCUGUUUUUACUGUCAUUUAUAGUUAACUGCCCACAUACGUGUUGGCCCAUGUGUUAUGACCACAUCAGGGGCAACGUUCACGUGAUUUCGACUAGUCUGUCUCUGAAGAAUCGGCCUUUUCUGAGAACUUGGUGUCCAAUUUAUGCAAUAUAUGGGGUCGAAACGACUGCAAACUAUCACAGAAAAACUUCCAAAUGCUUGGCAUUUUGACGAUAUUCAAGAAAAUUCCAAGGGGAACCAAUCCCAGGCUUUUUUAGUGUUAAAUGCUCCUAGGCAGAAAUUAAUUGAUUUGCAAUUAGUGAAAUGCACUUGAAGGUCACAUUAAACGAGCAGAUUCAACUUUAUUAAUUCCACAACUGACUUUUUUUUUUAUUUCAAAAGACUUUGGCUUCGUUUAAGCUCUGCCAUAUAAAUCCACCCCAUUUGCAGAAAAUGUGAUUAAAAUUUACAGCUCUUGCAAAGUCAUCAUUCCGUAUUUUACAUGGAAAAAAUAAUGAGCAUUUAUUAGACACUUUGUAAGAUAAAAUUUUCAAUAAAGAAUUUAUUGAAUAGUGCUGUCUGACAAUGUGUCAAAUUUGCCAAAAGGGUUUAUUAAACACAGUUCUAUUUAA